AUGAGUGGGUUUGAGCGCAUCUUGGCUCGCGUAGGUGGCGAUGCGCUGCGUUCGUAUUGCUCGUCGGCCAUUGAGGACGAGCUGCGCAACUUGCAGACGCGCAUGAAGACUUGUCUAGAGAGCGUGGAGCAAGCCAUGAAGGUCCAAGAGGCCGUCGCCAAGCUGGAUGUGCCAAUGAGCCGCGAGAACGCGGCCACAUGUGCCGAGAUCAAGCGUAAAUAUGCGAAAUUUAGCGCUGAUCUCAAGGGCUUCGUCGAAGAGCAACGCAAGCUGCAGGCUGAAGCCCCCGAAGCCAGUCCCGACGACCAACAGAAGCAGAGCGAGCAGCAGAGUCGCGAACGCGUGACCAAACUACUUGGCAAGAUCCAGCACCGCAUCACACGCAAGCGCAACGACGCGUGGAUCGACAAGAACUUCGCAGACGUGGAAACUAUCGCAAGUAUCAUCGGAGACGACGACUUUGCGGGUCCCGACAAGGCUCUACGCAACGAACUGGUGCUCGUAUUGGACCACUUGAUCUCGGCUGUGUUGCUCAGUCCGCUGACCAACCAAAGUACACUGGAGAAAAUGGAAAAAGUACUCAAGAAAUUGGCAGAUGUCCACGAUGAUAUCGACGAGUACAUCAAGUCAUCCAGUGAGCUUCUCACCAAGAAGAGAGCAGCACAGCGCGUGGAGAAUACGCCACAGUCCGACUUCUUGGUCAAGGUGGAGCGUACUGCCGCUGCUGUUGCUGCAGCUGAAGCAGCAGGUAGCGACGCGACGUACGAGGUGUUUGUAUCGGAUCUGCCAUGGGGCACCACCAAGGAAGCGGAUGUAGCGUCGUACUUUGGCAUCGCUGGCGCCGUCGUGUCCGUGCAGAUGCCCACGAUGGCUGACGGUAGCACUGUCGGAGUCGCAAUUGUGCGUUUCGCCACGUUGGAAGGCAUGACGCUCGCUCUGCGGAUGGACGGCUAUCCAUUCAACGGCAAAAACAUCCGCGUGGUCGUACACAAGUCCAAUUGA
Messenger RNA from Phytophthora infestans T30-4, 1002 nucleotides. RefSeq lists its product as uncharacterized. The record is from RefSeq and is a predicted model, not a curated record. The coding region runs from base 1 to 1002 and encodes 333 amino acids. Gene Ontology annotation, molecular function: RNA binding. The transcript has 3 exons. Lineage: Eukaryota; Oomycota; Peronosporomycetes; Peronosporales; Peronosporaceae.